CACACAUGUCUGUACCAUUGCCAUUUGAUGGUUUGGGGCCCCUGGGUCAGGCAGCUGCUCUCAGAGAACAACUGAAGAAUGUCCGCCGUAACUAAAACUCAAGAUCCCCGCCUGCAGGCACCGGACAAAUCGCGCUCCCCCCGGCCAGAAACGACGGCACUCGCGAGACCCUAUCGGCCGCGUGGCUGGGCCAACAAACGGCCCCAGAGGGGGGAUCCAAAAUCGACGGGCUGGCAUCCCCCUGACCAGGCGCACGAGAGGGGAGGAGGCAAAGGGGAGGAGGAUGAGGAGGACGAGGGGGGCGAGGAGAAGCGGGCACCGGCCACCGCUUCUGAGCGCCGAGCCCCGCGGAUGCAGGUGAAAAUUGCCAGCUUCCCCACCGAUGGGGCGGGAAUGCGUCCAGGCUAAGACUUGCCAGCGCGGAGGAGGUCAAAACUAAACUGUGCUAGCCGAUUGCGCGACGAUGCAAAGCCGGAGGACGGAGAGGAGGAGGAGGAGGAGGAGGAGCAGGAGGAGGAGCAGGAGGAGGAAGAGAAAAGACAACACCGGCCGCGCCUGCGCGGGCGCGCAAUAAGACACUUCGCGCCAGCACGCGGCCUCCGGGCCCAGGAGAAGAGGGGGGACAGGGAGCAGGGGGAGGCAGGAGGAGGGGAAGGAGGGCGAGGAGGAGGACGUAGCACGUCUGGUCCGACCACCGAUUCAGGUGGACACGCCCGUCCUCGUUCAGCGCCGUCGACAGCCUUCGAACUGGCCCCAGCCUGAAGAAGUCCAGACCCCCCAUGCCCACGUGGCCCACACAGUUCACCCGCGCUCCCCGAGCAUUCCACAUCACAGGAUCACGGGGUGUCAGAUCCUGCGCUUGCUGAAACUCUUUGAACCAUUCCCAGAGUCCUUCUGUGCACAUCUGAUUCUUGACUUGUCUACGCGUCUGCCACAUCAACUUCCGACCAGUCUUCGCCAUCAUACAGAAUGGAUCUGCUUGAAUCGACGUUCCAUCGGAACCAGCUUUGAAGUAAAAGUCGGCAUCGAUGCGCAGAUAAUACUUGUACUUAUCCAAGGCCGAAUGCUGGUACAUCGUCUUGGUAAAAAAACUGGUUCAUGUGCUUGUAGCUUGUAUUCACGGCUUUCGCGCAAUCGUUCAUCUUCCCCUCCCAAGCGUCAUCGUCAGCGAUAACCUUUGGGAAGGUGAGAUCGAAAUCUUCAACCUCAAAUUUGUAGGUAUCGUUGUCCAAAACUUCCUGUGCAACACUCAUCACUCGUUCGCGGGAGGAGGAUUUUGCGAAACUAGAAGGAUCAUACUCGCGCAACGCUUGACUGGGGAUGAACACUUUCACGUCCUAUGCCCAAUGCUUCAAUAUGAAGUAGGCAAGUCUUGACAAGCCGCCUCCCAAGGUAUUCAGAUCUGACUGCCGGGUCACUAGGUAAACGAUGACCCCAUUUUCGAGUGGCACUGCUCCGUGGGAGAAAUAUCCUUGAUGGCAGUGGUCCCACGCUUCCGUAGCGCGGGACUUCUCUUCAGGGUCGGGCCGCUUCUUCUCGGGGCCAUCGGAUUCGAACCCCGCUGAGAACCUGCUGUCGUCGUCUCCAGCGUGCUCGAAAUACCACGUGUCGAAGUCGUCCUCCUCGUCCGUAUCCCUGCCAGCGGCAGCGAAAUCACCAAUGUUGAAAUCGUCUGUUCGCUUCGCAUCCCGCCUGCUCACUGGCGACAGCGGCCGGGCAAGCCGAGCGUCGAGCCCGACCACCGAUCGAAUCAGCAUCAGGGCGGCCGCAACCGCCAACAUUUGCAGCCCCGCCAUCUGGAAAGCCCGGUGGGUUCAGGUUCGGUGCGAAAGUUUUGUGCUGGAGCCAAGAUGACUUGAGCCAAAAUGGCUACGGAGGUCGUCUUGGAGGCAUCUUGGGGCCAUCUUAGCCGUCUUGGAGGCCACCUUAGCCGUCUUGGAGGCGUCUUGGAGGCCAUCUUAGGCCAUCUUGGAGCCGUCUGGAACGGAAAAACCCUAUGCAACCACCUCUGGAAGAUCUUUCGGCAUCCUCCCGGGACCCCGGCGGGACGCGCCG
Molecule: messenger RNA, 2055 nt
Organism: Prorocentrum cordatum
Lineage: Eukaryota; Dinophyceae; Prorocentrales; Prorocentraceae
Source: the annotation of a GenBank genome assembly